AUGGCCAUGCAAGCUGGAAUAGGAUUAUCGAGGAUAGCCCUCGUAAUCGGAGCAGGUUAUACGGGGACCAUACUGUUGAAGAAUGGGAAAUUAUCAGAUGUUUUAGGUGAGCUGCAGAGUUUGGUCAAAGGCAUGGAGAAAUCGGGUGAGAUUGAUGGUGAAUCUGGUUACUCUGAUGCCAUUGCCGCCCAGGUUCGUCGACUAGCCAUGGAGGUUCGCCAGCUAGCUUCAUCAAGGGAGAUCACUGUUUUGAAUGGGAACUCUGGCCAAAGUAACUUGACAUCUCUAAUAGUGCCGGCUGCUUCUUUAGGAGCCCUGGGUUAUGGAUAUAUGUGGUGGAAGGGUCUUUCAUUCUCGGACCUGAUGUAUGUAACAAAGCGCAACAUGGCGAAUGCCGUGUCAAACUUGACAAAACAUCUGGAUCAUGUCUCCGAGGCUCUAGCUGCGGCAAAAAGACACUUGACUCAGAGAAUUGAAAACUUGGAUGGGAAACUGGACGAGCAAGUAGAAGUUUCUAAGUUAAUUAGGAAUGAGGUGAAUGAUGUCCGUGAUGAUCUAUCUCAUAUUAGCGUUGAUCUGGAUGAACUUCAGAGGCUGGUUUCUGGUUUGGAUGGCAAGCUGCUCUCUUUAGAAGGCAAACAGGAGCUUGCAAAUGCUGGGGUGAUGUACCUGUGUAGCAUUGUUAAUGGAAGGAAGGUCAAGAUGCCGGAGAAGAUUCAGGAUCAACUUAAAAUUGUUGGAAACUCGGCACCAACUGUAAUGGGUCUGAAAGAGAUUGCUGAUUCUCUUCUAUUAACAGAUGGAAAUGUGAAGAACAUGGACUAA
This is a messenger RNA of Striga hermonthica, 825 nucleotides long. The record is from the annotation of a GenBank genome assembly. NCBI's taxonomy places the organism in Eukaryota, Viridiplantae, Streptophyta, Magnoliopsida, Lamiales, Orobanchaceae.